Eucalyptus grandis is the source of this 872-nucleotide messenger RNA. Its product is annotated as sodium channel modifier 1-like. The transcript has 3 exons. Lineage: Eukaryota; Viridiplantae; Streptophyta; Magnoliopsida; Myrtales; Myrtaceae. Gene Ontology annotation, cellular component: nucleus. Gene Ontology annotation, biological process: RNA splicing. The record is from RefSeq and is a predicted model, not a curated record. The coding region runs from base 39 to 704 and encodes 221 amino acids.
AGACGAAGAAGAGGAAGGAAGAAGGAGAAGAAUAGGGAAUGAGCGCGUUCGGAGGAGAUAGCUGGGCAAGAGAAGCCCAGCACCGGAAGAGAAGAGUCGACGAUCUGGCCGUGGAAGGCCUCGACGCCUCCUCCUACAAGAAGCUCUCCUCCGGCAAGUUCGCCUGCCUCGUCUGCCCUGGCGCCCCCGUCCUCGAUUCUGCUCUCAUGCUCUCCAUGCAUUGCAAGGGGUCACACCACCAUGUUGCAUUGUCGAGAUUGAAGGAGACAGAAUUGAAAAAGAAGGAUGAGAUCGACAAGAGAAUAGCCUUGUCUGAUUGUACUGUUAAUACCGGCACUAGUACUUCUAUUUUAAACAGGAUAAAAAGUAGACCCUUGAUUGAGCAAACAAGGAAGGCCGUUUCUGAAGUACUUGAUAAGGGAAACACUAGACAAGACGUCCAUAACAAUGGUCACAGUGGAAAAAUAUGUGGGAAUCUCCAUGGUAAUGAAACCUCACAUGUGAGCGAAAGCUUCUGUUUCGCUGCAAAAGAAGCAGCUGAAGAGGUGGUUGUACAGCAACAACUUAGUAUGAGAGAGCGCCAUGAAAGAGAGCUCAAGUUUACUUCUGCAGGUUGGAAGCACGACUGCAAUGGCAGAUGGUUCAAGGAUGAAAAUGUUGAAUUCGAUUCAGACGAAGAAGAUCCAAAUAUUUGUCUUGGAUAACACGUAGAUCUUACACUCUUUAUUUCAAGCAAUUGAUAGCAGAGAACUAUUAAGACUAAUGAGAGGUGUUCAUGUGAAAGUUUGAUGUCUUGACCUGCCAGGCUGAUCUCUCAUAAUACCAAUCAAAUAUUACUGCAAAUUUCCAUCCACAGGUCUUAAAUACUUCAA